GUCAACAUCCCAGCACUCGCAGAGGUACUGUUCCCAUGUGCAUAAAUCACCCAUCUCCUCUACCUUAUUUUUUAUUUCGUGUGGCAUGCUUACGAGGCGCGGCGCCUUUUGUUUUUCGGAAUUCGCCACAUAUGUCGCGCCACUGGGCUGCUAGCCGCUGGGCUAAGCUAGCUAAACUGAGCCGAGUUAAGCUCGUGCGUGGGGGCGUGUAGCGCCGCGCGAGUUUAAUUUUGGUUCGCGUUGUUUUUUUUUCGCGCGGCGACACCGAAAGCUUGCUAUUCGUUUUAUUUUUUUUAUUUUUUUUCCAAUGAAUUAUCUUCCUCCGCGCCCUCCUUUUGUCUGCAGUUUAUAAAUAAAGCAGCGCAGCCGCAGCACGGCUGUGGAAAUAAAAAAUGGACACGAGAGCGUUGAAGAAUCCGUACGCAGAUUACGAUGGGAGUCCCGCUUCAACGCAGGCGUUCUUCGACUGUCAGGGGAAGCUCACGCCGGAGUUUGCGCAUAGGCUGAGCAGCAGCGUGAGCGAGCUGCUGGCCGUCAUGGAAAAUGGGCUGAAAUCCGCCGAUCCCAGAGACUGCACCACCUACACAGGCUGGGCAGGCGUGGCGUUGCUGUACCUGCACCUCCACGGCGUGUUCCAGGAGACCGCCUUCCUCCAGAAGGCGCUGGAGCACGUGAGCCGGGGCCUGCGCUGCCUGACCCGCCGCCGCGACGUCACCUUCCUGUGCGGCGACGCGGGGCCGCUGGCCGUGGCCGCCGUGGUCUACUGCCGCCUCCAGAGGUUCCAGGAGGCCGACGAGUGCAUCAACAGACUGAUGCAGUACCACCAGACGGUGGUGAAGGGUGCGGGGGAGCUGCCCGACGAGCUGCUAUACGGGCGGGCGGGCUACCUUUACGCCCUCGUCUUCAUCAACCAGCAGCUGGGGCAGGACAGGAUCCCUCUGCAGUACAUCCAGCAGAUCAGCGAGGCCAUACUGAUGUCGGGUGAACAGCUCAGCAGGAAGUUCCGGGUCCAGAACCAGAGCCCCCUGAUGUACGAGUGGUACCAGGAGCAGUACGUGGGGGCCGCCCACGGCCUGGCCGGCAUCUACUACUUCCUCAUGCAGCCGGGCCUGGUGUCCACCGAGGAGCACGUGCACAGGCUGGUGAAGCCCAGCGUGGACCACGUCUGCCGCCUCAAGCUCCCCACGGGGAACUACCCCCCCCUGCAUCGGGGACGACCGGGACCUGCUGGUGCACUGGUGCCACGGCUCCCCGGGGGUCAUCUACAUGCUGCUGCAGGCGCGUUCGGGAUCCCGCAGUACCUGGAGGAUGCCCUGCACUGCGGGGAGGUGGUGUGGCACUGGGGGCUGCUGAAGAAGGGCUAUGGGCUGUGCCACGGCGCGGCCGGCAACGCCUACGCCUUCCUGGCCCUCUACCGACAGACGCAGGAGGCCAAGCACCUCUACAGGGCCUGCAUGUUUGCGGACUGGUGCAUGAACUUUGGCCGGCAUGGAUGCCGGACACCCGACCGGCCCUUCUCCCUCUUCGAAGGCAUGGCCGGUACCAUCUACUUCCUGGCAGACCUUCUGCAGCCCAUGAGAUCAAAGUUCCCGGCCUUCGAGGUGUAGUAAAGGUCCAAGAUUCGUUCUCUACACCCACCCUCCAACACCCACCCGCAACAGACAACUUCACCACAAGGACGCUUUACCGCAUCUGGGGGCUCCAGCUGCCGGUGCCGUGCCACGUAUCCCUCCCCCCCCCCCCCACGCCGCGUCUCGUAAACAAUGGGAUUCUUCUGCUUUCCGUAACUUCCUGGUCUGGCAUGCGUGUUCUCUUAAAGAUUAUCACACUAAAGAAGGGGACCUAGUCUUUAAAAUCUCUUGAAAAAAAAAAAAAAAAAGAAAAACUGUAAUUUAAGUUUUUUUUUAUGUACGUGUUCGUAUAUUUUUGUCCUGUAGAAUUUUUGAAACGGACGCUUUUACGUUCGUCGAUCUAACUUAAAAAGAUAACGACACCGCCGCUAAGCUCUCGAAAGGUAACAGCCCGCAUCACGUGACCCAGGCUCUACACCCCGAAAUGUUGUGUGUAAGCUGUCACCCGCUCUGAGCAAUAAACUCUCAAAUCAUGUCUGAAUUUUUGAUGGUCUCUUAUGCAGUAGCACGCAACAGCCACAGGGGGGCAGCAGAAAACAGCCCAUGAAACAUGGGUGAAGUCUAUGAACCAGGUAAUCAUUUUCCUUCCAGUUUUGUGCUAAUUAGAUCAAAUAUUACAUAUUUAUUUGAUAAGGGAGUGGGAUUCUGUAUAGAUAGGAUCAACAAGAAUGCAAGACCCUAGCAAAUCACUUUUUUAUUUUUAUCUUAAAACAAUCUGAUAUAAGUUGGUUUAUUGGAAACUGUAAAAUCCUUCCUAUUCCUAUAAAUCCGUUUCCUAUGUGGACCCUUUGACUCACUAAAUGCGGUCCAUUCCCCAAAUGAGACUCGUAACAGAAAGAAAAGCCUAAAAACUGACCAGGGAAACUAUGCCACCCUCUUUUUUUUUUUUUUUUAAACCCUGUUUCUUUUUUUCCCCCCCAAAUCUGGGGGGGAGAGGUGGGUGUUU
This is a messenger RNA of Menidia menidia (Atlantic silverside), 2577 nucleotides long. The record is from the annotation of a GenBank genome assembly. NCBI's taxonomy places the organism in Eukaryota, Metazoa, Chordata, Actinopteri, Atheriniformes, Atherinopsidae.